CCUGGCACUUCCUUGUUCGAAAGUUUUCAUUUAGGUGAAAGCAGGGACGAAAGUUGUCCGCCGCUGUCUGUGGUCCCACUUUCGUUUUUGGCCGAGUCGGUGCCGUCGUCGCCAUUUCUGACACGGCCACUGAAUAUGUGUCGCAGGUUUCUCAUGGCUGUUCCCGAUAGAAGCUGGCUGACGCUGCACUGAAGAGGAAGAUGUCCACUGCUAACGUUAGCGAAGCUGUCAGAGAGCGGUUCCCCCUGCACUCUGCUGUGUGGGAGAAUGAUUUUAGAGGACUGGAAGGACACAUAAGGAUAGCGCAGGAUGGCAUUGAGACGGUGGACCCGAGAGGUCGGACCCCAUUGCACCUAGCUGUCUCACUGGGUCACCUGGAGUCUGUGCGAGUCCUUCUGAGACAUGGAGCUGAAGUAAUGAGAGAAAAUGCCAACCAUUGGACAGUGCUGCAGGAGGCGGUCAGCACCGGUGAUCCAGAGAUGGUCCAGUUAGUCCUUCAGCAGAGAGACUACCUCAAAGCUUCAACUGCGCUGGGAGGAGUGCCUGAGCUGCUGUCAAAGAUCCGAGAGUCUCCGGACUUUUAUAUGGAAAUGAAGUGGGAAUUCACCAGUUGGAUUCCUCUACUCUCCCGGGUUUGUCCAAGCGAUGUGUGUCGCAUUUGGAAAAGUGGUGCCAGUCUGCGAGUUGAUGCAACUCUUCUAGGCUUUGAAAACAUGACCUGGAUCAGAGGGCGGAGAAGCUAUAUCUUCAGAGGAGAUGAUUCAUUUGCAGAACUCAUGGAGGUGAACCAUGACGACCAUGUGGUGGACACAGUGCACUUUAACAUCUCUCAAGAGAUGGAAGAUGUGACGUUAGAGUCCAUGCAGCCAGCAGAACAGGAAGUGGCCAAAAGACUGACAACGCCUAUCGUCAACACCUUUCUGGACACCAAAGAUAUUGCUUUUGAAAGGAAUAAAUCUGGAAUUUGGGGCUGGAGGACUGAAAAGACAGAGUCAGUGAAUGGAUUUGAAGCAAAGGUUUUCAGCGUCAAUAAUGUCAAUGUAGUCAUCAGAACACGCACAGAACAUCUCACAGACGAAGAGAAAGCCAGAAUAAAAAGUGAGAGGAACAUUCUGGAAUCCAUGCUCGGCACAGUGGAGCAACACAUCAGUGCACAUGGGGACCUCACCCUUGAGUAUGCAACUGCCACCAAUCCCACAGCUAUCACACCGGAGGAAUAUUUUGACCCCAACUUUGACCUGGGGAACAGAGACAUUGGCAGGCCCAUCGAGCUCAGCAUUCGCACACAGAAGUUCAAAGGUACGUUGUGGAUGAGUGAAGAGCAUCCUUUGUCCCUGGUGGAGCAGGUGACACCCAUUAUUGACCUCAUGGCUCGGACCAGCUCCCAUUUUGCACGCCUGCGAGACUUUGUCACCUUAAAGUUUCCACCGGGAUUUCCAGUUAAGAUCGAGAUCCCUCUGUUCCAUGUGCUCAAUGCCAGGAUCACCUUUGACCAUGUAAACCGAUGCAGCACCGAGCAGGAAGCCAAGGUGACACCAGCAGCAACUCCAACAUCCACAACAACAUCCUCAGGAGACGAUGAAGAAGCUGCAGCUCCACUAUUUCAGGUGUGCCCAUCUGUCUUUGAAGUUCCUGCCAACUACCAUCGCCGAGGGGGCAGCCGCCAUGCACCCGUGCCCAACGACGAUGAGGAGCUUUUGCAGUACGCUAUUCACCAGAGUCUCCUGGAUUCCCAAAAUGUUUCAGACCAGGACGUCACCUGGGUGGAUGCAGGUGUGGACUUUACUGACACUGUGCCCAGUAACUAUAGUGACCGCAGCGUCCCAGAGGGGGAGCUAGUGGAUUAUGGAGACACUUCCAGCCCAGCGAGCUCCUUCUCCACCUCAAGCCCUGACACAGACCUUCACCUGGCUAUGGAGCUCUCUGCCCGAGCGCAAGAGCAAGAGGAGCAGAUUAGAAAGCAGGAGGAGGAGGAGCUGGAGCGUAUCUUGCUGCUCUCUCUGACAGAAAAGUAAAAGGGAAUGACACACAGAACUUUAACAAUAAUAAUAACUUUUUUAGUUUCUGAAGAAAACACCAGACCUCAGUCUCUCUUCCUAACAUGUCUACUAUGCAACUGCAGCUUUUUUUUAUACCAGGUAGGCAAUAGAACAUUCUCUGUGUGCUAGAUUUCUAGGGGAUAUUUUCGGUAUUUUUCCUCACUCAACUUCAACUGGAAACAAUUUUCUCUGUUUACUCACUCUGGUUUUUCCUUGAUGUAUUGAGGCCCAUUUGAAUUCCCCCAAUUUCUCUGUCUUUUCAAGUGGAACGCAUUCAUGCUGUAGAAUCGUGGGCAUGAAGCAACUUAUUUUAUCGUCAACACGAUGAGAUUUAUACAUGUUUUAUUCUAAACACACCACUUAAUAAAACUCUCAGGGUUCCAGACUAACACAACUGCUGUUAUCUUCAGACAACAAACGGAAUAUUUGCUGGUAGGACAGAUGUUUUUAUACUCCUAAUUUAAUGAAGCGCGAACAAAAGCAUGCUGCAGACAUGAGCCGCAUGCUGAGUCUAAGGAAAAGGGACACAUGCCGCUUUACAAGCCGUGAUGCAGAGAUUAUUUCUAAAUGCAGUCUUUCCUUUAACUUGGCUCUCAGUUGCCACAUACAACUUAAAACCUCUGAGCGUUUUCGGCAUGUGCCAACAGAAUGCUUUGCUGUCAUAUUGUUCAGCGGUGCUCAUACUUUCCCUAUGUGCCACACUGAAAAAAAAUCUUUGUAUGAAUUAAGCUGAUUAAACAACAGCAGUUUGAUGCUGAAUAAGACAUUAACCACUAAUUGUUUAUCUGAAAAUUCUGCGUUGCUUCAUCUGGUUGCUGAGAGGCUGAAAGGUUGGACUUCUGCUUUAACAGGAAACAUGUACUUAUGGACCAUUUAGGCUGCAAGGUUGUUGUGUUUUUGUUUUUUUUUCUCAUUGCGAUUGAAAUCUGAAGAAAAAGCUGAUUAAAAUGUUUAUUAAUAAAAGCACUU
This is a messenger RNA of Synchiropus splendidus (mandarinfish), 3008 nucleotides long. It is a transcript of the gene ankrd13a, whose product is annotated as ankyrin repeat domain 13A. Bases 201 to 2015 code for a protein of 604 amino acids. Gene Ontology annotation, molecular function: protein binding. The record is from RefSeq and is a predicted model, not a curated record. Gene Ontology annotation, cellular component: cytoplasm. Lineage: Eukaryota; Metazoa; Chordata; Actinopteri; Syngnathiformes; Callionymidae. The transcript is spliced from 15 exons.